Elaeis guineensis (African oil palm) is the source of this 802-nucleotide messenger RNA. The record is from RefSeq and is a predicted model, not a curated record. Lineage: Eukaryota; Viridiplantae; Streptophyta; Magnoliopsida; Arecales; Arecaceae.
UGAGAUCCCGAGAGGCUGCCGUGGUUAUGAAGUAAAACCGUUCGAGGUCCGGUCCGGUCCGUGUGACCGAACCGGACCGGCUUCGGUUUUGUAACGUUAGCCGCGUUGCCGACUUUAUGAAUUUCGGAUUCUCUAGGUCUGCCGAGUCGCUCGCAGGAAGGGAAAGCGCGGUGCCGCGAGACCGAGGCGAACCUCCGGUCGCCUGCGUCUACACCGUUUGCGACGAGUCCAGGGAUUUGCAGAUACCUAAUAGUGAGAAACCUUUGAAUAGUAAGUUGUUCGGAUACCAUGGAGAUAUGGAAGAGAGGGAUAGGAUCAACCAAAGGAUUAAACUCUGUAGAAGCUGGUUCCCAACUCAAGCAAGAAUGAUAAAGUAUCGUUCCUCAUCGAGGUGAUCGAAUACUCGGAGCAGCUACAAGCUCAAGUUCAGUUCAUGAGCACAAUGAGCAACAUGCCACAAAUGAUGAUGCCCAAGAACACACUACAGCUGCAGUUGACAAUGAGCAGCAUGCCACAAAUGAUGAUGCCCAAGAACACACUACAGCUACAGAUGUCAAUGUUGGCUCAAAUGGGCAUAGGGAAGAUGGACCUGAACUCAGUUGGAAGGCUUGGGCAAACUGGAAUAACUCCUAUCAUCCCUCCCUCUGCCUUGCUUCCUCCCUCCUCCACUGCCACUGCAUGGGCUUAUUCCCAGGAGGUAUUGCCUCGUGGCUAUGCUCGUCUUUGUGCACCGCAUGCGGUGUAAUAAAAUUGACGUGGAGCACACCAUUCAAUCAUAUUUAAGUACGUUGCCAUCAUUUUU